Messenger RNA from Psylliodes chrysocephalus, 1659 nucleotides. Lineage: Eukaryota; Metazoa; Arthropoda; Insecta; Coleoptera; Chrysomelidae. The record is from the annotation of a GenBank genome assembly.
CCCAACAAAUAACCAAACAGCAAACACAAUUCAUAAUUUUAAAUGAACUUGAAGGUGUUUUAACAAUAAUUGAAAAUUGAAAUUCCUACUUUUAGUAUUUAGCAAUGUUUAUUGUGAAAGAGAACUGUAGAUUAUGUCAGAAAAAUGAAGGCAUUAUACCUCUAGAAGAAGAUAUAUCCAAAUUGAUAUUUAAAAUUACACUUAUAGAAGUGAAUCUAAACGCAUUUCAACUUUUACCAAUUGCCAUUUGUGUGCAUUGUAACAAUAAAAUUUUAGAAACGAAUUUGUUUAUAUCAGAAAUUCAAAAUGUAAAUAAAUGUCUUUUAAGCUGUUUAGAACAAAAAUGUUUAAAUUUUAUCGACGAAAGUAGGGAUAAUACUAAUGAAGAAAUACAGAAAACUAGUCUCAAUAAUAAAAUAAGUCCUUUUGUAUGUCUAAUUUGUUCUAAAUCUUGUAGAAAAUUAUCAACUUUUAGAAAACAUAAAAAGACUCAUCCGGAAUUGUAUUGUUCUUUAUGUAAAACAUUCUUUGAAACGCCUACGAAUUCCAACAAUCAUAAAUGUGAGAAAAUCAAAAGAAAAAAAGACCCAGAUCUUCAACAUUCCAUUGAAGAACCUAAAGAAAUUUGUGAAAAUGAAAUCAAGUUUAAAUGUAAAAAAUGUGAAAAAACUUUUGUAGAUGAGAAAAGUUAUACAACUCACUUGAAAGUUCAUAAUAUAUAUACAUGUUCUGUGGAAACUUGUUUGAAGGUGUAUACGACUGCAUACUCACUUAAAAUGCACAAAUUAAUUCAUGAAGGAAAGAGGUCCUACUUGUGUGCUAGCUGUGGAAAAGACUUCGUUUUUAAAAAAUCCCUAAUCUGCCAUGAAAAAAUCCAUUCUUCUGUAAAAGGGCAUACAUGUGAACCUUGCAAUCUAAGCUUUUCAGUAAGAAGUAAUCUUCGUGCUCAUCUCAAAAGAUACCAUGAAGGCAUAAGAUACCAUUGUUCACAAUGUCCAAGAGAGUUUCUCACCAAAUGUAGCUUAGAUCGACAUGAACUAAUACAUACAGGUGUCAAAGAAUUCAAAUGUGGGCAAUGUACGUCUGCAUUUUAUACUAAAAAGGAGUUGUUGAAGCAUCAGAGGUAUCACCAGGGACUGAAGCAACACAAAUGUGAACAGUGUUUCAAGACUUUCUUUGAACGUCACCAUCUCAUCAUACAUCUGAGAAGUCACAGUGGGGAAAGACCGUAUGUAUGUGCCAUUCCUGAUUGUGGAAAAUCAUUUUAUGAUAGUCAAAAAUUGAAAAGGCAUCAAAAAGCCAAACAUCUUUCAAAAUAAAAAUUAGUUAUUGAAAUUUUCGCAAAAAGCAUAGAGAUUUUACAAUGAGCAAAAGAGAGUUUUGUUUUACGAAGUGGAAAAUGCGUUCUACAAGAUGUAUAAUAUUCUUUAUAAUUUUUUAUAGUAAAAAUAAAGAUAUGCAUCCUGUUUUAAGAUAUCAUAUUCAUAACUUUUUUUUAAUAUAACUUUAAUUUAUUUGUCCAUUGUAUGUUACUAUAUUAUUUUGAUUAUCAUUGGAUUGUGAUAUUAUCUUUUUAGUAAUCUUUAUUUUGUAUUUUUUUUAUUCACUUAUAUUAUUAAUUCUAAAUUGUUAAAAUGUAGAAUAAAAACAUUUUGAUAA